Pseudo-nitzschia multistriata is the source of this 999-nucleotide messenger RNA. The record is from the annotation of a GenBank genome assembly. NCBI's taxonomy places the organism in Eukaryota, Bacillariophyta, Bacillariophyceae, Bacillariales, Bacillariaceae.
GACCAUCUAGAUUUAGCGGUAAGCUUUUUGUGCUCAUUUCCAUCGCAAAACGCGUAGGUCCGAUGCAGUUUUCGUGAUUGUGACCAACUUAAAUCUAACUCGUGUGUUUUCUUUGGAUCCAAAUUGUUCACUGAAGGCAACUUUGGCGAAGCUGGGCUCCGCAAGGACCUCUCUCGGAAAGUUCGAUGAGGGACUUUUCGAUCUUCGAGAGGCAUUACGAAUUUCCCGCAAGGUUCUUGGACGAAACCAUCGAAACGUUGCGCAGAUAUUAUGUCAUAUUGCCUGUUUGUACUUUGAAGCAGGCGAGCUGUUCUCGGCGCAGGCUACAUUCCAGGACGCACUAGAGAUUUAUCGAGGAGUAUUUCAGACCGAGUCUGACCGAGACGCUUGCAUGGCGCAGCUUACUGAAACAUUAUGUAAUAUUGGGUCCAUACAAAAUAAGAGGAAGAACUUUUCAGGGGCAAUCGAAUCAUUUCGAGAGGCUCUAUAUCUGCAACGAGGAAUCUUAGGUCACGACCAUCCAAAAGUCAUUGCCACCCUUGAUAAUCUUGCCUAUUCAUUUUCAAAGAGUAAAUCUUACAAUCAAGCCCUCAUUUGCUACAGGGAAAUGCUAAGCGCAGAAAUAUCUCGGUACGGUUCAUUCACAUUGGAAUGUUGCGACACAUUGGCAAAGCAAGUGCUAAUUUUAGGAAAACUGAAGAAAGUUGAUGAUGCACUGCAAGUUGUAAACAAAUACCUGGAAUCAAUCCAGGCCAAGUCCGAACAGGAGGUUUCAGCUGCAAAUGACGAAGUUGCCGAAGAAGUGAACCAAAUGCUAUUGGAUCUGAAAACGGCAAAAAAGAAGUCUUCUAAACCAAAAACCAGAAGGCGGGAACGAUCCCUAGAUUGUUUCGAUAGAAUACUCUUUGAAAAAGGAAAAGAUAAGAGAGCAUCAGAGCUCUAAAUGCAUAUCAUGGUUUUUCGAACGUGGCCUCUGUGAAGUAAAGAACAGCUAUCCCC